AUGGCAGGUUUACGGUCAUUUGAUGCAUUUCCCAAAACUGACGAGACCCAUGUAAAGAAAUCGUCAAACGGUGGUUUAAGUUCAAUUUUCACGUACCUAUUUCUCUUAUUCAUAGCCUGGACUGAAUUCGGUAGUUAUUUUGGUGGUUAUGUUGAUGAACAUUAUGAAGUUGAUGAUCAAUUGAGGGAAACAUUCCAAAUCAAUAUGGAUUUGUAUGUGAAAACACCAUGUCAGUACUUGGAUAUCAACGUUAGGGAUACGACUAUGGAUCGUAAGUUUGUGUCAAAGGAGUUAAAUUUGGAAGAUAUGCCAUUUUUCAUCCCAUAUGGUUCUAGAGUUAACGAUAUGAACGAAAUCGUAACUCCAGAUUUGGAUAACGUUUUGAGCAAUGCUAUACCAGCCCAAUUCAGAGAGAAGAUCGAUACUAAUAAUAUGUUUGACGAAGAGGAAAGGGAUGCUUUCAAUAGUUGUCAUAUCUUUGGAUCAGUACAAGUGAAUAGGGUUGCAGGUGAAUUGCAAAUAACUGCUAAAGGGCAUGGUUAUUCCAGCUUUAUGAGAGCACCACCGGAAGAGAUUGAUUUCUCACAUGUCAUAAAUGAACUCUCGUACGGUGAAUUUUAUCCUUAUAUCGAUAAUCCAUUGGAUUCAACUGCCAAAUUUGUCCCUGAUGCUCCUAGAACCACAUUCGUCUAUGAUACUGCAAUCGUACCAACGAUUUAUGAGAAAUUGGGAGCUAAGAUUGAUACGAAUCAAUAUGCAGUGAGUGAAUAUCAUAUCAAUCCUGAAGCCCAACAGGGUAAAGGGCCAAUUAGGUUCCCAGGUAUCUUUUUGAGGUACGAUUUUGAACCGCUGUCCAUUCACAUCAGUGAUGUACGUCUUUCAUUCAUACAGUUUGUCGUUAGGCUAGUGGCAAUCCUGUCGUUUGUCAUCUAUACGGCAUCUUGGGCCUUCAGAUUGAUAGACUUAGUUCUAUUGACUUGCUUGGGACCUCGUUGGUCUCUUCUUUACCAGUCAGAUUCCAAAUCUCAGGGUAUAUUAGACAAGGAUCCGUCCUCAAAAUGA
Zygosaccharomyces rouxii is the source of this 1062-nucleotide messenger RNA. RefSeq names its product Erv41p (gene ERV41). The coding region runs from base 1 to 1062 and encodes 353 amino acids. Gene Ontology annotation, biological process: endoplasmic reticulum to Golgi vesicle-mediated transport; retrograde vesicle-mediated transport, Golgi to endoplasmic reticulum. Gene Ontology annotation, cellular component: endoplasmic reticulum; endoplasmic reticulum membrane; COPII-coated ER to Golgi transport vesicle. The transcript has 2 exons. NCBI's taxonomy places the organism in Eukaryota, Fungi, Ascomycota, Saccharomycetes, Saccharomycetales, Saccharomycetaceae. The record is from RefSeq and is a predicted model, not a curated record.